CUAUAGGGCCCCCCUCCCUUUUUCUUCUACCGCGGCCUCCAAUCGCCACUCUCCGCUCCUUUGCUCGUGCUGGCUGGCCGUCUUGGCUUGGACGACAGCAGCAUCCCCCUUACCACCACCACCACCGCCGCCGCCGUCAUCACCCUCCAUCCCUCUUUCCUUGCUUCCUUUCCUCCAUUCUGUUCCGUUUCAGGACGAAACACUAGGUCAGCUGACCAUGGUCCUCAAGACAUUCAUUUGCAGUCGUCGGCACACCGCGACCAUCAGCCCCUUUCUCCUUCUCGCCGUGGUGCUUUCUCUUCUCUCGCUUCUCUCGUCAAUGGCCACCGCUAUUCAAAUGGAGCAUCAGGUUCCCCAGAUGAUGCAGCAGCAGCAGCAGCAGCAGCUCCAUGGACAAGGAGGCUUGGCAGCUUCAGCAGGGGGCAAGCCAAGCCAGGUGAAGGGAGAACCAAACCCCCAUAUGUGGGAGGGCCUUACGCUCGAUGAGCCAUACACGGAGCAGCUGCUUCGCAUUGGCAUGAAUCUUACCGGCUUCGCUGUCAAACCCCAGCUCUACGCCAACUUCACCAAGGGCGCGACGCUCAACAAGCUUUACAACGAUACAUGUUCCCUCAGCACUAUGAUGGAGCGCAUCAUGCUUACGAUCAAAGAGCCGCAAGACAGCCCGUACCAUAUCCGCGCCCUCUACAAGGUGGGCUCCUACAAGGAGCUGAUGCCCGAAAGUACGGGACAGAUGGCCGGCGGCUGCUUCAUCGUCAGGGUCCGCAAAGACUCCACGAAGCCAAAGUCGCACAUGGAGAUUGGCAAGGGCAAGGAUAUUGAGCUCGCAAGCGAGACCGACUACGGAGUUAUUGUGCUCAUGCACGCUUUCCACUCGCUGGCCACCAUGGACGUCAAGGAGGCGAAGGGCAAAAAGGAUCUCAUCUCCAAGCUCAUGCAUCUCCGUGGACAGGCCAAACACGCUCACGCACAUGGAAAUGUUGCUGCUGGACACGGGGCCAUGCCUCCCGCAAUAGCGGCACACUGAUGUGCAAGAACCACUCCCAUUCGAUCUCCUUUUUCUUUCCAUUCCCCCUCUCGGGCACGGUCGGCUCAGCUCGGCCUGUGCUCGAACAAUACUGAGAGCUGUUCACGGUGGGAUCUUAUUUUGGCUCUCCUUGGUAUCUAUGAACCUUCUCUCUCUCUAGAAUGCGACAGCGGCCGUCGACAAUGUUCACUUUUCCACGCUUGUCAUGGCGCUUCCCCCCUUUUCUCAUUUGUGCUCUCUACUGUUUUCAUGAGUCGAGUGCCCUGCCUUCGUCG
This is a messenger RNA of Acaromyces ingoldii, 1302 nucleotides long. RefSeq lists its product as hypothetical. NCBI's taxonomy places the organism in Eukaryota, Fungi, Basidiomycota, Exobasidiomycetes, Exobasidiales, Cryptobasidiaceae. Bases 218 to 1027 code for a protein of 269 amino acids. The transcript is spliced from 5 exons. The record is from RefSeq and is a predicted model, not a curated record.